Molecule: messenger RNA, 303 nt
Organism: Acaulospora morrowiae
Lineage: Eukaryota; Fungi; Glomeromycota; Glomeromycetes; Diversisporales; Acaulosporaceae
Source: the annotation of a GenBank genome assembly
AUGCAAGUUGCCCACAACGUGUCCGAGUUCCAAGAUGGUGAAGAACGGAUUUUAGUAUUAAAAGAUUCAUCUGUCCUUGAGAAUGAAGAGGAAGGAGAUCAACUGAUUUCGAUUCAACUAGAGGAACAGAAUAGGCUUAAAAAGAAUCUAGAAAAUAAAAAAAAAAAACCUGUAUACACUGGGUACGAUGACGAAGAAUUCAAUUUUGGUGGUGGGGUGACCAAAAAAAGCAUUCUAUCGCAUUACGACGAAGAGAUUGAGGGGGAAAAACGACAUGGGUUUACAUUGGGCAACGACGGUACU